Messenger RNA from Macrosiphum euphorbiae (potato aphid), 384 nucleotides. The record is from the annotation of a GenBank genome assembly. NCBI's taxonomy places the organism in Eukaryota, Metazoa, Arthropoda, Insecta, Hemiptera, Aphididae.
AUGGAUGAUUUAGACCUUUAUGUUCAGCUGAAUGGUGUAGAGUUAUUAGAACAAAUCGAAGAAGAUGCGGAAAUUGUUUUACAGAAGUAUGACUUUAUAGAUCCUUUCCAAAGUCUUUCUGAUCGCCUGUUCAUUAUAUUUUACCGGUUAUCAAAAGGUUUGGCGACAAAGGUAAUUCAGAUUGUGACGCCUUUCAUGAAAGCUCCUUCAAGAAGUAGUGCGCUGACCAUGCAACAAAAAGUUAUGACAGCUCUUAGGUUUUUUGCAUCUGGUAGCUACCAGAUGGACAUAGGUGUCAGUCACUAUGCCUCUGUUAAGCUACGUUUACACGAUGAUAGUUGCUCUCACGAUAGUCGCUAUCGUGAUAGUACUAUCGCCGUGUGA